UAUGUAAACCGCUUGCUUUACUUACUGUAUAUGUAUAAAUGUUGCUGUGACGAAACAAUUUCCCCUUUUCCUUAUAAAGUAACUCUUCACUAUUAACUAGUAUAUCUCUAUCAAUCUAAACACACCCAGGUUUACGAGUUUACGGGGCACCCUGAAGGCGACAUUCCACGUCGCCUCCGCUUCGAGCGAAUCGCGCAGGCUCGCGCGAGCUCCUCCCACAUCUGCGCGCGGAGCAGAGUCGCUGGAGUCGAGACGCACACAGCGGAGUCCGGUCCAUCUCUGCUCGCAGCUAGCUAACUCCCCCUCCCUCUCCCUUCCCUCCCCGCAGCAAGGCCACUGCGGGAAGAUGGCGACGGAAAAACAGAAAAAUGAAGGAAGAGUAAAAAUCGGACAUUACAUUCUCGGAGAUACGCUCGGCGUGGGGACUUUCGGAAAGGUGAAAGUCGGCCAACAUGAGCUGACCAAGCACCAAGUGGCCGUGAAGAUCUUGAACCGGCAGAAGAUCCGGAGUUUGGACGUGGUGGGAAAGAUCCGCCGGGAGAUCCAGAACCUCAAGCUUUUCAGGCAUCCUCACAUAAUUAAACUGUAUCAGGUUAUUAGCACCCCGACAGACAUCUUCAUGGUGAUGGAGUACGUCUCGGGAGGCGAGCUAUUCGACUACAUCUGCAAAAACGGAAAGUUGGAUGAAAAGGAGAGCCGUCGGCUGUUCCAGCAGAUUAUUUCAGCCGUAGACUACUGCCACAGACACAUGGUGGUGCACCGAGACCUCAAGCCUGAAAAUGUGCUGCUUGAUGCACACAUGAAUGCCAAGAUUGCAGACUUCGGGUUAUCAAACAUGAUGUCAGACGGAGAGUUCCUGCGAACAAGCUGUGGUUCUCCGAACUACGCUGCUCCUGAGGUCAUCUCCGGAAGGCUGUAUGCUGGUCCAGAGGUCGAUAUCUGGAGCAGCGGGGUCAUCCUCUAUGCCUUGUUGUGUGGGACGCUCCCCUUCGACGACGACCACGUGCCAACGCUCUUUAAAAAGAUCUGCGACGGGAUCUUUUUCACCCCGCAGUAUCUGAACCCUUCGGUAAUAAGCCUCCUCAAACACAUGCUGCAGGUGGACCCCAUGAAAAGAGCCACCAUCAAAGACAUCCGAGAGGACGAGUGGUUCAAACAAGGCCUGCCGAAGUACUUGUUCCCCGAGGACCCCUCCUACAGCAACAACAUGAUUGACGACGAGGCCCUGAAGGAGGUAUGUGAGAAGUUCGAGUGCACAGAGGAGGAGGUCCUGACCUGCAUAUACAGUCGCAACCACCAGGACCCGCUGGCCGUGGCUUACCACCUCAUCAUUGACAAUCGCCGCAUCAUGAACGAAGCCAAGGAUUUUUACCUGGCGUCCAGCCCGCCCGACUCUUUUCUGGACGACCAGCCCUUCAGCACGUCCGGCGCGGCGGUGUCCGGCACCGUCAAGAUCCACCCUGAGCGCGUGCCCUUCCUGCUGGCGGAGACUCCGCCCAGGCCUCGCCACACGCUGGACGAGUUGAACCCCCAGAAGUCCAAGCACCAGGGCGUCAGGAGGGCCAAGUGGCACCUGGGUAUCCGGAGUCAGAGUCGACCCAACGACAUCAUGUCAGAAGUGUGCCGGGCCAUGAAGCAGCUGGAUUAUGAGUGGAAGGUCGUGAAUCCUUUUUAUUUACGCGUGAGGAGGAAGAAUCCGAUUACUGGGAUGCAAACCAAGAUGAGCCUUCAACUCUACCAGGUGGACAGUAGAACCUACCUCCUCGACUUCCGUAGCAUAGACGAUGAUAUGUUGGAGGCCAAAUCUGGAACUGCUACCCCUCUCCGCUCCGGCUCCGUGGGCAACUACCGCACCACGCUUAAGAACGAUGCGGACGGGGCGGCGGACGCUCCGGCCGCUACGCCCGGCGCCACGCUCCCCGCCAAGGCCGCCGCGGAGGGGUCGCUGGCGUCGUCGUUGACCUCGUCCGUCGAGUCGAUUGGGGGGGGGGACGCCGCGACCGUCCCUCGGCCGGGAAGCCACACCAUCGAGUUCUUUGAGAUGUGUGCGAAUCUUAUUAAAUUACUUGCACGAUAGCUUGCAAAACAAUCGCUAGCCUUUUUUUUUUUUUUUUCUCCUCCGAGUGUCUUUAUAGCAAUAAGCAUGCAACCGAUUCGUGGCUCAAUUCAUCCCAGCUGAGGAUGGCGUGAUUGUUCCAUGGCACUGACGCAGGUUGGUGGUCCCUACGCGGGACGGGGUGGGUGUGUACCGGGCUGACGGGGACUGUAAAGGGUUAUUUGAAAAGAUGAAAGACGGGCUACUUAAUAGCUGAGACAGAACAACAUUUAGGAGGGCGUUUCUUUUUUUUAUACAAUUCCCUGAUCAAUUUAAUGGUAAAUAACCACAUCCCACCUAUAGAUAUACACGCAAGUGAUUACACUGAAUUUUCUGUACUGCUUUCCAGUACAGAGAACAAGAUCACGUUGUUUUUUGCCUGCAGAGAAGGAAGCCACGCGUUGAGGGUCGGGUGUGUGGGUGGCCGUCGUUCAGGGUGCAGGAGGCACUUUUGCACAAGUUUCCUUUUUUUUUCUUUUUUUCUCCUGCUGCUCUUGUUUUUCCGUGGGGAACAGAAGUGGUGCAGAUGUAUCGGGGGUGGGGGGGGGGACUCAGUAGAAGUGCAAUGACCCUUUUGAGUCAACAGAUUUAUGUUUUUUUUUUUUUUUAAUGUCAGCCGAGUUGUCGGAGACAACAUUUUCAUGAUUUCUGUCCUUGUAAAAAAAAAAGUUUUAAUUUGUCUGUCCCCUACAUUUUUAUAUAUAAAGACAUGAAUAUAUUUAUCAGUGGAUGGAGUGUUGGUUCUAUUGGAAAUGGAAUUUGGGGUUUUUUGUUUUGUUUCUUUGCAUCACGAUCUAUUGCUGGAUGGUAUAUAUUUCCCUUUUUUUUUUACUGACUGUUUAAAAAAAAUCAAUAUCACAGCUUUGUUUCCUUCAAUCACAAUUAUUCUGAUACUUGAUUGUCUUUCCAGAUAAAUAUAGCCUGCUUUUGCCAUGACAGUCAAAAUCUAGAAAUAUAUCAUUUCCAGUGUCUCAUAUAAAAAUGACCAAGUGGUUUGGACUUUUUGUGGUAUUUUCUCUCUUUUUUUCCUUUAGAUUAAUAAUUAGGUUUUGAGUAUGACCCCCCAGACUGAAAUGCCUUUUGCUUACGUCCAAUUUGUAAAUGCCAAUCCAUCAAAAAGUGUAUUGGCCUCAAAUUGAAAAUAAGAAGUAGCAAUUACAUGCAGUGCAUGGACAAUGUCUAAUACAUCCAGAAUAUUAUAAUUUUUGGAUAUGUAUUUUUUUUUUUCCACACAUUCCCGUGACAGUUGACGUGAUGCAAGCCUGUGAGCUUUGAAUUGUAAAGUCAUGCUGGAGAGAUUGGAGUUCUUGUAGAAGGAAGAACUACAUCACACAAACGUUGAGAUCAUAAAUGUGUUGGUGAUUUAUAUUUGAUAAAAAAAAGAAGAAGAAACUGUCGGACAAUAUCGUAUACUUGCAAGCUCACAAAAUCUUGGAUAUAUAUAUAUGUCUUUAAUCACGAGUAUGAUGAAUCUCCCUCCAUUUCCUGUCCAGUCUUAAAGGUUUAUAGCGGUGUGUGGUUUGACUGCCUUAUCAUGAUCAGUAUGUUUGUUCUGAUCAGAAUUAUUGACACUUUUUUUUUGUUGCAAUUUUAGGUGUUGAAGUCCACAUUAUUUUGUCAGUGUUCCCAAUUACUGUCAAAAAUUGUGUUUGCGUUACCAAAAAAAGGAGAAAUAUUGACUGCAAAAAUGUAAAAUAAACAUUGGAUUCUUGUUGCCAAUCUAUUGUAGACCUCUAACUGCUGACACUUUAAUUAAAUAUGGCAAUCGGCGAAAACAAAGCAAACUUGAAGGGUAAAGUGGUUUCUAAUGAAUCCGCUUCAUUGUUGUCAGGUUUUAAUCAACUUUGCAUGUUACUAUUGUAGCACCAGUCACUUAAAAGUUGUACUUUUAUUAGUGUUAAGAGGUGUUAGCAGUUGCUCAAGGCUCUGUAUUCUUAUGUUUAGCUCUACACGGCUUUAAAUAUCUCACUGGUACAAACUAUUUUGCAUUUCAGAAAAAUUAUGGAACACAAAUUGCCAAAAGUGACAAUAAUUGUGAUCAACUUGUUUCUCUUGCUGUCCUGCGGGGGACAUUUGACCUUUUUAUGUCUCAGUUUUAAAUGAAAUAAACUGAUCGAGGUAGAGAAACACGAAGGUCUUGGGAGGAUAUUGUAAAACUAAACUUUUGGGGUUUAUAGGGCAGUUGAAAUUUUGAUUACAAAAGUUCUCGAGGGGUUUAAAGGAAAGAUGAAUGUGAAACCGUGACCUUUUUGGCAGUUUAUGGAGUGGUUUACUAGUGGACUCAAGAUACAUUCUGCCAGUCCAUCUGUUUUGGACUGCUUCAAAGAAAUAUUGUUCUAUUUUUGUUUGUUGUGUAAAGGGACCCUAACAGAUUGACCAGUGUAAAUCUGAAUGGACAGUUGAAAUCAUUUGUAUACACAACUGCCUAAUAAACUGCUAAAUUGAACACAA
Messenger RNA from Pseudoliparis swirei, 4546 nucleotides. It is a transcript of the gene prkaa1, whose product is annotated as protein kinase, AMP-activated, alpha 1 catalytic subunit. NCBI's taxonomy places the organism in Eukaryota, Metazoa, Chordata, Actinopteri, Perciformes, Liparidae. The transcript is spliced from 9 exons. Gene Ontology annotation, biological process: intracellular signal transduction; protein phosphorylation. Gene Ontology annotation, cellular component: cytoplasm. Gene Ontology annotation, molecular function: protein serine/threonine kinase activity; ATP binding. The record is from RefSeq and is a predicted model, not a curated record. The coding region runs from base 347 to 2077 and encodes 576 amino acids.